GGUCCGGUCUACGGGAAAUAGCACCCAACAGCACAACUUUUAAUUUACUUAUAUUUAGGUUUUAGGUCAUAGUAAUUUUGUAAUCUUUUUACCACAUGAGUAGAGCCAUGGUCAUGCAUUUUAUAUCUUCAAAUGCUGUAAUUAAGAGUUUGUUGACAAUGCAGUCGCGGAGUGAUAUCAGUUGCGCAGCUGGGCUCUCGUGUAGUGGGGAUUUUGAACCUUCUGUAUGCUGUUGUUGACUCUUUUUUUUUACAGUUGGUUUUAUGGCAUGUUUGCAAUAUAUUUAUAUAAGUUUUUAAUCAACAAGUAGUCAAAUUGCCCGGGUGUCGUCAAGGUAACUUUGCAAAAUGUCAACAAUCGAGAUGAACUCCACUGCCCCUGAGGAGGAACAGCAGGGCUGCUCAGCUGUUUUAACAGAUAUUUCUACUCCCAUAAGCUUUGCCGAGACCACUGCAGCUGACUUUGGUAUUUCUGUACAAAGCUUUAUUCCAACAUCACUACCCUCUCCAAACCGCAAAGAAAAGUCACGUCUAGCUCAAUUAAAAGCAAGACGAAGGUCUAAUAUCGGUGUUCGCGGCUCACCUGAAACCAAUUCUCUCAUUCGAUUCAUAGCACAGCAAAGAAUGAAGACGCCACCGGCUCAACCCACUCCAGAGCUUGUCAGACAGAGCCCAUUCCUGCCACGGGUAGCCUCCACGCUGAGGCAGAAGAUGGCGUGCUUCCAGAGCCUGAUGGGAGUGGAGGAGAGCAAGGACAGCAGCACAGGGGGAUGCAUCACCACAAGAGAUGAUCUGUGUGAUGACAAAAACCUUGAAGCUGGUAAAGAAAACCACCCUCCCUACAUGGCACUCCCACCCAACAAGAAGAGGCGCCUGGGCCUCUAUCAAGGCUGUGAGGAUGAGAUUACAGAGGACAGCCACCCUCCCCUGCACUUGAGCCUCAAACAGCUGGAGGAAGAAGACACAUCUGUGAAACACAAACCACUCCAGUUCGGUAAAUCAGAGGCGGAAUCUGCUCAAGUGCUGAUCAUUUCACCUCUGUUCACUGAAGGAGAGCAGCCAGUGUCUCCACACACACAGCUCUGGCCCCCCGUGGAGAACCAACAGGAGGUUGUUUUUGAACUCGAGAGAAUUCACCAGCCCAGACCUGAUGACCCCUCAGCAGUGUCUGCAGUGCUGCCUGUCUCCCACUUCCCCAGCCCCUCCAUCUCCUCUCUGCUGGAGAUGAAGCCCUCAGACUCCCUCAGCAGCCCCACAUUAAGGAAAAAGAAGCAGGUGCGUUUUGGAGAGGCGCUGCCACCGGAGCUGUUCGAUAAGACCCUUCCCCCCAGCACCCCUCUGCAAAAGGGGGGCACUCCUGCUCGUGUGCCGACACCUGGGGGUGCCCUGAAGCUGCGCUCUCUGCUCAAGACUCCUCAAAAAGUCGACUCUCCCUCCACACAGUCCCAGCCCGAGCUCGGCAGCCCUUCUGUGUUCGCCUCUCCUACUCUGUCCGCCUCUCCUACUCUGUCCCUGCCCCGCAGCCGCAGAAGAGCCACUUCAGAGGAGGACAGGGAGGAGAUGAGCGGAAAGAUUCCUUUCCCCAUGGAUGAGAUUGAAAAUGAAGCCACCAUUGCUGAAGAGUGUUUAGAUGCCCAACCACUGAAAUUUGACACUGCUUUUAAUGAGGAUUCUCUGUCUCAUAGUGAAACAGAAUGUGAAACUAAAGCAGUCGAAAGCGUCUCUCCGAUGGACAGCCUGCCUCAUGAGCCCUUACAGGAGGAGGAGGAGCCUCAAACAGACAGUGUAGCUCCGGCCUAUGGCACCACCAGCAGCAACAACAGCAGCAGUAGAAGAAGAGGGGGAAAGGCGACACAUGACAUGACAGAGGCUGCUGCUCACUCCGGUGGUCGUAAGAGAAAGCUGCCAGAGGAGAGUGAACCAGUGAAGAGGUCGUCACGCUCCGCUGCCAAGACGGCCUCUGGGAAGAUGAAGGCGAGCACAGCAACACGCCGAUGGAACAAGAAAGUGGACCGCAGUCUGUACGGCUCUCGAGAGUAUGCUUCCAAAAACCCCUCCCUCAGCCCCAUCACGGAGCGCCUGUCUUUAGGGCUGUCCUUCAGUGCAGAGGAUCCUGGAGCCAACAUGGCCUCAAGCCAGGAGCCUCACCCCGACCUCAGCUGUAAUGGAAAAUCAGUCAGCGGUGACCCAGCGUCAGCCGCGGUGCCACAGACAGGUGACACGACAGCCCUAAACACUUCUACAACUCCCCAAGUCUCGCUCUCGCUUCCUGUGGCCGACAAAAAGAAUGCCGCGCAAUGGACCAGGAGGCGGUCAGGGUCAAAGGGCGUAGGGAGAGCACUGAAGGGAAGAAAGGUUAGUGUUAAUGAUGACCAAGCAGAAGCGAGGGUGCAUGACAGGAGCGAGGAGAACUUUGUGAAACAACAGGAGAUGGAUGAAGCAAAAGAAACUGAAACUGUAGUUAAAAGUACUGCAGACCCAGGAACUGAAAUUAGUGCUACAAACUUGUUAGACGCUCCUACAGCUAUGAAUGAGGAGUCAGAAUCUCCCACCAUUUUGGAAGCAGCCACAAGCUUUUCUGCAGGUGAAGAAUUCAAACAUGCAUUAGGAGAAGUUGAGCCACGUCAGGAAAAUGAACCAGACGACAAAAUGAACCAUGAAGUUGAGAGAGGACGGGAAGACCGAGCACUAAGCCAGCGAGAAACUACCCGGUCAAGGUCUGAUGAGCAUGAAGAGGAGGAGACCGCAGCAUCAGCACUAAGCCUCCCUCCCUGGCAGGACGACUUCAACUUCGAGGACGUGUUCAAGCCGGUCCCCACCAGAGGGCAGCGCUCUGUUCGACGCAGCCUGAGGAACCAGACCAAUGCAGAUCACAGCAGUAGUGGAGGACUGGCAUGGCUUCCCCGCAUCUCCCCAGAAUCCAUCAAGGAGUCCCGAAGGAAGACGAGGGGGCGGCGACUCAGUGCUGCUCUGUCCACACUAGCCCUUGAAGUGACCCAGCCAUAAUAAUUAUUUAAAAGGCCCAUAUUAUACCGUUACAAUACUGUUUCCUCAUCAAAAACAUACCAGGGAUUGUGUUUUGUUUAAUUUACAUGUUUAACACACAUACACUGCUUAUUUAGGCUGAGUUCUCUCAAACAGAAAACGCUCUGUUCCACCUUGUGAUGUCAUGUGGCAAUACAGGAAGUGCUCCACCGUGUUUUUAAACUCCAUACAUCUUCACUACAAUAAUUUGGAUAAUUUUAGUCCUAGCAUUGACAGUCUUUUACUGAACAAAAGGUAAAAGGUAUCUUAAAAUGUAGCUGUUAACUUGGAAAAUUACCGCUUCUUGACAUCACAAGGUAGAACAGAGCAUUUUGAACUUUGGAAAUGUAGACAGACUAAUAUUAAAGGGUUAUGCAAACAUGUGAGAUGUUGUUGCUUCUUCAAAAACAUACCUGGAGUUUUCAUUUCAGGAGUCAAUUUUGUGUAAUACAGGACCUUUAAACUAACCUCACAGAAUGGAUCUUUUGAUUGACAGACUCGAAACAGAGAUGACUAUUUGUGUAGCCUUUAUAAUAAAAUGCGUUUCCAAAGAACAUUACAGAAAAUAUCGGAGCUUUUGUUCCCUGUGAAUUAUUUUAAGCUACGCCGUAAUUUGUAGCCAAUUUCUCUCUCCGGUAGUAACCAAGUGGGUCAAUACAGUCCAAUCAUCUCUGCUGACCACCUCCAAAUCAAUAGGCCUCCGCUCAGUCUGGUAAUCACAGUGCAUCUUCAGCCCCUCACUCUCUCUCCCCAAGUCACUCCAUCGAGCACUUCAAGAGUCAAUAUUUUCACUUUAUGCAGAGAUGAAAAUGCUAUUGGACAUUUUGCAGCUGUCCGGGCACUCUGGAUGUCACUGGACUUUAAUGGAAAAAUAAUUAAGGAAGAUAUCAAAUUAUAGGCUUGAGUCAUCCGGUUGAUUUGUGGUCACUUUUUCUCCUAACGGUAACUAGGGUGUUCAAACUGGAAUACUGGGUAAAAGGGGAAUCAUUUGAGUAGUUUGAUUUAAACUUGGGUUUGAUUUGAAAAUUGUGACUUGGAUGCAAAAUGGUGAACUAAAACCUUUUUAAUACAGUAAAUUGUCUAUCUCCUGUGAUUUUAAUAUAGAUUUUCUACCAGAUGCCUUUCGUUCCUACAAAAUUAUGCUACCUAAUCUGCCAGUGUAAUCUACACUGAAGCUUACUACGUUAUGAGUCUCUAUUUUUGAAUCCACCUACUAACAUAAUUUAAUUAAUCGUUUCUAUACCAUUUGAAUUAUUUGUAAAUAUUUCUGGACAAUAUCUAAAUGAUGACCACUGUUCACACAAAUCUGAUGCCAUUUUCUGUGAUUUUAAUAAACACUUUUAUUUUGUAGAAAACAGUUUUUUCAGUGACCUUUUUUGAAAGUUGCUAUGAUACACUGAGAAUGCCUUUGCAAGACUCCUUGAUAGUGGUAGCUUUUGUUGCUGUUAUAGACCUAUCAUUCAAUGAAAUGACAUUUGUUUUAAGUCAUGAUUUAUAUUCAUUUGCCUGGCUUCAAUCCAAGUAAUAAAACACAGCCACUGCUCGCAAAUGCAUUGUCCCACUGGUGUGAAAAGUCCAUUGAGAACAGUAGCUUUCCUCUCACUU
Messenger RNA from Periophthalmus magnuspinnatus, 4628 nucleotides. RefSeq names its product cell division cycle associated 2 (gene cdca2). Gene Ontology annotation, cellular component: nucleus; chromosome. The transcript has 15 exons. NCBI's taxonomy places the organism in Eukaryota, Metazoa, Chordata, Actinopteri, Gobiiformes, Gobiidae. Bases 348 to 3005 code for a protein of 885 amino acids. Gene Ontology annotation, biological process: regulation of mitotic nuclear division; regulation of chromosome segregation. The record is from RefSeq and is a predicted model, not a curated record.